GCAAAUUGUUCAGGAUAGCUACUGAUAUUGGACAAUUCAGAUCUCUUCGGGGAAUUGACCUUGGAUUUGGAAUUUUCUCUUAUACCUAAUAUGAAACCACGUCUGCCUUUUUCCUGAAAAACAGGUUUGUCAGGCAACUGACAAAAUCUGGUUGAGCACUGAGGAUUUGAAGUAGAACCUUCUGGAUAACAUUCCUGUUGGCACUGGGCAGACAUCAGCAUCUCUUCUUGGCUGCUCAAUGCAAACUCUCACUGAAGAUACCCUGGGUCACCAUUAUUAUAUCCAUUCCAUGCUUUUUGUAUCACCAACAUGUCGAGUCCUCUCCAGUUGUUAAAUCACUCAAAUCCAGGAAGGCUUGCUACUGAUCAAACCAAAGAGCCCCAUGAGGCUAAGCCAUCAGAAGUCAGGCAUCUAACAGUUCAUAUAUCACAGGAAAAUGGCACCGCGCUAAGAAAUCUUCAAAACAAGCUUUUCAUGAAAGAAACUUCACUGCAAGAGAUGAAGACCGAGUUGGAAAGUUACAAAGAAAGUAAUGUGCAACAGUCAUUCCAGAUCAUGGCCCUGAAAGAUGAUAUCAAGGACCUACAGGAGCUUAUUGCUUCUCUAACCAGAAUUAAAUCUCUAAAUAACACCAAUAUUCACAGUCUUGAAAGAGGCAACUGGGCUCUAACUGAACGAAUUAUGGAACUAGAAAAUCGUCUAAGAGUACAUCUAAUUGAAAGAGAAAAAGCAGAGCGAAAAGCAGACUUUUUGGAGAAAAAGUUACUAGGUGCUAACAGAUUCUUCCCUUACCUGAAUAUGAAAGGACUAGAAGACUCCUUGAAUAUUUUCAUGUUGAAGGAUAAGAGUGAAGUUAUCCCAGCCAAAAACUUUGAGAGAGACAACAUUUUUCAUAUUGAAGAACCAAAAGAUGGGCAGAAAAUUUGGGAUAAAUGUCAACAGGAUUUGAUCCAUAAAGAAAAACAAACAUUUGAGUUCAACAGACCUCAUUAUCCAUUCAGCUGGGAAACUAAAACUGUGAAAGCUCAAUAUCAGAAUUUCCUUCAUCAGUUGGCUAUUCUUCUGAGUGACAGUGUUGUCCCUAUACCAGCCACUGAGGAAGCUGUGAAAGAGAGGAUUCAGGAAAUCGGUGCAAAUGAGCAGUCUUGGAAGUCUAGAACUGAAAGUCUUUUUUUUGAGAUGCUCACUAAGCGAUUGGAGCAUUUGCAUCAUCUUUAUGAAGAUUCUGAUCAAGAAUUAUCCCAAACUGAAGAAAAGUAUUGGGAACAAAAAAGACCCUUGCAAUGUCUGGGAGGGAAAACAGCUAUCAGUGACAUUUUACAAGGGAGAUCAGACUUGGACAGGAAGAAAGAAAAUGCCAGGAAUAAGAAUUGUCAGACAGAUGAACACAGCAAGAAGUUCAAACAGCUAGAAAAAGAUGACAUGCAACAAAUGUUAUUGAGUAUACGACAGAAUUUGCAGAUUGCUACAACACAAAGAUUGGAGGAAAAAAUUCAAAAACUUCAGAAACAGCUCAGUGAUUUGAAAUUGUCUAAUAAAAAUAUGAAAACUCAACUGACAAGAGUAAAUGUCCUUAAAGACAAAACAAUUGAGAAGCUCAGGCAAUCUUUAACAAAAGUGGAAAUAAUGAAAGAUAAGACAGUUAUGAAAACAGACCCCUGGAAAACUACAUCAGACUCCGCAGAGCAUGAAGCAAGAACAAACAAAGAGAGGGCCCAUGAGAUGUUAGAUGCUGUCCGUCCUGAGCUCCCCACAGCAAAAAGCAUACCCAAAGAAGUACCAGGACGAGAACAAGAGCUUGUUGACUUUCGAGAAACUAUUAUGAAGAUGUUGGGAUUUAACAUGAAAACAGCAGACAAGGAAAUCAUCAAUCAGCUUAAGCUUAUAAUACAAGUUUAUGAAAUAUCUAACAAACCAAAGAUUGCUUCUGAUAGUCAGACUGGACAGAACAAUGAAUAAAGAAGUUUUACUUUUUCAUUGCCACCAAAAAGAACUCAGCAGAUAUGGAUGUUUCCUCUAGCAUCUUGAAUCUGGUUAUGCUAUGAAUAAAAUGC
Molecule: messenger RNA, 2054 nt
Organism: Tupaia belangeri chinensis (Chinese tree shrew)
Lineage: Eukaryota; Metazoa; Chordata; Mammalia; Scandentia; Tupaiidae
Product: coiled-coil domain-containing protein 170-like
Source: RefSeq, a predicted model, not a curated record